AUGGCCGAUUCACGACGGGUAUUGUUGAUCUCGUAUCCGCGAUCAGCGUCGAACCUCUUGGUUCGGAUGCUAGGCCUGGACGACCAGCCUGAUGUUUCUCGAAAUCAGAGCCGCGGCUACCAUCUAAAAGAGAUGGCUCUCCUCUCACUCGAAGGAAAUCUAUGGGACAAACCACUUGGCCAGUGGGGUGACAACGAGCAGCGCCUUCGACAAGCCGCCCUCGACGGGUUCGACGCAUUGGAGAAGACCCGGGCUGCCGGUGACUCCCAAGGGAAGAUUACUUUUAUCAAAGAACAUGCUACGUUUUUGACAGACCCCAACGUCAUAAGCGACUUCAUUUUUGGACAAGCAAAUGCAAAGGGAAAGCGAUGGCGUAUCGACGAGACCGGCUCUGAGAACAUGAAGGCACCAGACGGGUACUCGCCGUUGAACGACACGAUGUUCUCCGACGCAUAUCUCCGGCAAUGGACGCUUGCCUUUAUCGUGAGGCACCCGGCCCUGGCAUUCCCAUCGCUCUAUAGGAUUCGUUUGAACGAUAUGCCAGACAAUGAGUUCCCGAAGGGGGCAGCAAACCACCUGCUCGUGUACAUGACAAUCAGGUGGAGUCGAAGACUAUACGAUCUCGCGACAGAGCUCAAUGAGAGGAACAGAAAUGGCGCGGCUUCGGAAAAUGGCAUCUCCUCACGACCGUUGGUUCUUGACGCCGAUGAUGUGAUAGCCAACCCUCAGGUUGUCGAGACGUUUGCUGCUCUACUCGGACUGGAUCCUGAUCGGGUUCGGUCUAGUUGGGCCCCGAUCACGCAAGAGCAGAAGGAAAGGCUGUCGGCCAGGGGACAGAUCAUGCUGUCGACACUGAACGCUUCAAACGGCAUCAUACCAGACAAGUCGGCCGCUAGCAUCAGCAUCACUGCCGAGGCAAAGAAGUGGGUGGAGGAGUUUGGACUCGCGCGGGCUCAGCAGCUCGAGAAAUGGGUGCGAGACGCGAUGCCUGAUUACGAAUAUUUGAAGGAGAGGCGGUUGCGCUUGUAA
Molecule: messenger RNA, 1029 nt
Organism: Purpureocillium takamizusanense
Lineage: Eukaryota; Fungi; Ascomycota; Sordariomycetes; Hypocreales; Ophiocordycipitaceae
Exons: 1
Coding region: 1-1029 (342 amino acids)
Source: RefSeq, a predicted model, not a curated record